Molecule: messenger RNA, 1482 nt
Organism: Labrus bergylta (ballan wrasse)
Lineage: Eukaryota; Metazoa; Chordata; Actinopteri; Labriformes; Labridae
Product: alpha-synuclein
Biological process (GO): synapse organization; chemical synaptic transmission; synaptic vesicle endocytosis
Cellular component (GO): axon terminus; neuronal cell body; cytoplasm
Molecular function (GO): cuprous ion binding
Source: RefSeq, a predicted model, not a curated record
AGCAGAGCAUCUCUUCACGCAUCAGCAUCACGGGGGUUUUAAUCGCUCUCUCUCUCUCCAUCACCGAAACGUAGGAGGCGCUGAUCAAACCUGUGGAGUGAGUCUCUCGCUCUCUCUCUCUCUCUCUCUCUCUCUCUCUCUCUCUCUCUUUCCUGUCUGUCUGGUCUUGAGGAUCACUACACACACCUCGCCUGUGGAUUAGUUGUAGUUUAGAAACAAUAAAACAGGAUUUUCUGGCUCUUCAUACAAGGAAAUCUCAGCUGUCAUUCCGGAAGACUCAUCCUAUUGUCGCCUUGAGUAACCUACAGUUGAAGCGAACAGCUGUGAGCGCGUGUCAUCCGGGAGCCAAUCAAGCAGCCAUGGACUCGUUAAUGAAGGGUCUCUAUCGAGCCAAGGAUGGGGUCGCGGCGGCGGCUGAGAAAACCAAGCAGGGAAUGACUGGAGCGGCCGAGAUGACGAGAGAUGGGGUUAAGUUUGUCGGCAACAAAACAGUGGAUGGAGUCACAACAGUUGCCGGUAAAACUGCUUCUGUGGGAGGAGCUAUGGUUACCGGGGUAACUGCUGUGGCCCAUAAAACUGUGGAGAGUGCUGGCAGCAUUGCUGCUGCAACUGGAUUGGUCAAGAAGGAUCCAGCCAAAAAAGGUGAGGAUCCCUCGGCAGUGCAGACCCUGGCAGAGUCACCAGUUGACAAUGAUCCUGCUGAUAUCACAGAGGAGGACUCUGAUAACUGAACGGAUCAAGAGCGUCACAAUCAAAGAUCAACAGAUCAACAACCGAAACAUUCCAUGUCGCUCUGCCAAGUCCCGUUGUGCCUCGUUUUUUCGUCCUUACCUGGAGUCUGUAUCCAACGUCUGUCUGUGUGUGCGUGUGUGAUGUCACAUAUGUAUGUACAGCAGUGUGUGUAAAUGUUGUAGAUAAAUAAAAAUAAAAGAUGAUUUUUGUGUGCGUGUGUCUGUGUGUGUGACUUAUACACAUCAGUCCUAAAGCAGACCUCAGGUGUGCAUCUGUGACCAGCUGUCCUUUACAGUGUUUCCCUUCCACUGAGAACGCCUCCUGGUCACUGUGUGUGAGUGAGUGUGAGUGUGUGUGAGUGAGUGUGAGUGUGAGUGUGUCUUUAUGUUCAACAAUCUACAUGUGGCUAUGUCAAUAACUCAAACAUGGAACUAUACUACAUUUUACCACUUAAAACACCUAAGUGUCUCUAUAUAAAUGAACUCAAUACAGUGAUCUGUCUGAAACGGAGGCAUAAUGAUAUUCUCUAUUUUUGUCCGUACAAUGUCACUGUUUUUUGGCGAUGAGCUUUAAAGUGCUGGACUUUUUUUGUGCAUACAUGUUGUAUUUUUUAGGUUGUCAGUGCUAUUAAAGAUGUAGAUCAUGUUGAAUGGACUUGGAAAAACCAAGAGCAUGUAAAAGUAGACGGGUUUACAGCUGUGAGGUGUGUUUAUUUGGAGUGUUAGUGUUGAAUAAAAUAUGUAAAGAGUG